AUGUAUUAAAGAAAGAGAGUUAAAACUGUCUUGGAUUACAACAAAAUAGAAAGAGAUCUGCCCAAUUGCGAAUUAACUGAAUAAGAAAAAUCCAUUGUGGGUUAAGCCAUACGAGAAAGAAAGUUUAAUCUAAGAACAAGGGUCAAAUCAGUUAACUCGAAAGCAGAACUCUGCAAAAACUAUAGAGAAUAUGAGGAUAAGAUGAAACUCUCAAUUGCUUAAAUUGUUGAUUACGAAUACAAAUAAUCUAGAUAAAGCGUGUCAACUGUAAAACAUAGAGGUUAAUUUACAACGAUAUUUUCCAUUCAAAAACCAAAGUAUGACCCAUCUAUUGUCUAUGGAUCAUAAAAUAAUAGAAGAGUGGUUCAAGUAAAGGAAAUACUUAAAAAGCUAUGA
This is a messenger RNA of Paramecium octaurelia, 396 nucleotides long. Lineage: Eukaryota; Ciliophora; Oligohymenophorea; Peniculida; Parameciidae. The record is from the annotation of a GenBank genome assembly.